This is a messenger RNA of Puntigrus tetrazona (Sumatra barb), 4737 nucleotides long. It is a transcript of the gene camta2, whose product is annotated as calmodulin binding transcription activator 2. Lineage: Eukaryota; Metazoa; Chordata; Actinopteri; Cypriniformes; Cyprinidae. The record is from RefSeq and is a predicted model, not a curated record. The transcript has 23 exons. Gene Ontology annotation, biological process: regulation of transcription by RNA polymerase II. Gene Ontology annotation, cellular component: nucleus. The coding region runs from base 175 to 4260 and encodes 1361 amino acids. Gene Ontology annotation, molecular function: double-stranded DNA binding; transcription coregulator activity; protein binding.
CGUCGGUCUGUCCGCCUGUGCGCGCGCUCUGCUCGGGCGGGCGCGCGCCCGGCUGCGUGACGUCACUGGUGUGGAGAAGAUGGCGGCGCUCGUGAAGGCGGAAGUGUUGCAGUUUCGUCCUCCCUGGAAAGUGUGACCGCCUCCUGCAGGCCGGAGGAGUGUGUGAACUUCACCAUGAACAACAAGGACACGACCACAGAGUCCGAGACCAGCGGUCAGAUGAAAGUGUUUUUACCCAAUAAACUGCUGGAGUGUUUGCCUCGUAGCACCACUUUACCCAAAGAGAGACUGCGCUGGAACACCAACGAGGAAAUUGCAUCCUUCCUGAUUUCAUUCGACAGACAUGACGAGUGGCUUUCCUGCACGCUGAAGACCAGACCCCAGAACGGCUCCAUCAUCCUCUACAACCGCAAGAAGGUCAAGUACAGGAAAGAUGGGUACUGCUGGAAGAAGAGGAAGGACGGGAAGACGACCAGAGAGGAUCACAUGAAGCUGAAGGUUCAGGGCAUGGAGUGUCUUUAUGGUUGUUAUGUUCAUUCCUCCAUCGUCCCAACAUUCCACAGGAGAUGCUAUUGGCUGCUGCAGAACCCAGACAUUGUUCUGGUGCACUAUCUGAACGUGCCGUCUCUGGAGGACAGUGUGAAGUCGUGUGGUCCGGUGUCGUGUGCUCUGACCGACCGCAGGGACAGUCUGCGCUGGAGCCGAGAUGAACUGCUGUCUCAACUCAAACCCAUGUUCCACAGUAUGAAAUGGUCUUGUGGAGGCAAUGGUUCUGUGGAGCUCUCAGUGGAGCAGAUGGUGCAACAGAUCCUAGAAACACAACAGACCAAACCACAACCUCGAACACACACCUGCCUCUGCGCGUCUCCCGGGUCCAACAUUCCUCACCGCUGCAACAGCACCAAACACCGCAUCAUCUCGCCCAAACUGCCCACCCCUCACCCCGCCCUGAGCGAGCUGCAGAAUCUGGCCAAUGAGGGCUCAGAGGUCGGGCGGGAGGCGGGGCCAGGCGACGCGCUAGUCGCUGUUGUGCCUUCAGAGAGGAAGCAGCCAGAAGAUGGCGGGCGGGGCGACGAUCCGGGGGGCGUGGCUUCACCGUGCUCCGCUUCUUCCUCCUCGUCUUCCAGUCCUCCCCAAACUCAGCGGGCGCCGACAAUCGCUCUUAGCAACGGAAACGGAUUCUACGGUGAUCAGCGGGGCGGACUUGCGGCUCUCAUCGUCAUGACGACGGCGCCACCGGUGGGGCGUGGCUGUGGGGAGGAGCCAAACGCAGAGCUAGGCUCCACCCACCUGUCGCUCACCCGUGCCGGCGGGCGUCUCGUUUUGUCUCCUGUGCCGCCCAAACAGGACACGCCCUCCCCUCCAAGCUCCGCCUCCCCGUCAAGCCCUGCCCCUGCCAAUCAGGGCGUGGCCACGCUGUCACUCACUCUCCUGCCCAGCCCCGUGAUUGGAGGGCUGCUGCUGACCGACACCCCCGGGGCACUCCUGCCCCCAAACCCGACGUCUCCAUCGCCCUCGCUGCUCCCGUUCGACCCCGACUCCUUCCUGAACAGCCCCAAACAGGGGCAGACCUAUGGAGGCCCUACCCUCAUGCAGCACUCAGUCUCCGCCUCUUCUUCCCCAUCUCCGCCCCCCUCCACAUCUCCUCAGCCGCCAUCUCUGGCUCUGUCUCUUUCUCCCACGUCUCCGCCGUCGUCUCUAUCCUCAUUCUCUUCCGAGACAGAAAGGAAGAGUAUUCCGGGUCGUCCCUCUCCCUCACUAUCUCUUUCGCUCUCUCCAGCGCGAACGACUCCCGCGCUCCUCCCGCUGUGUCUGGAGUCGUCUUUAGGACUCCACUCGCUGAGUUCCCCUCUGUCUGUCCCGCCCUCCGACGACAGAGCUCCUCCCACCGGAUUCUCCGCUCAAGCCCCGCCCGGUCAUCUCUUGACCAAUCCACUCUCACCCACCACCCAAAUAACACCCUCCCUCGAAGUGCUGCCGACCGCUCCGCUGCCUCCAGAGGGAGAAAAGGCGGAGUCACAGCACCCCUGUCUCUUAGAGUCACACUCCAUGUGCAUUCAACCUCAGAAUCUGACCACGCCCCCAAACGCGAGUCCCAUACAAGUCAAGCAGGAGCAGUCUCCGCCCACUCAUGCACAUUUCGAAUCAGAAGUCACGCCCAUGGACACCACACACUGCGGCCAUAUAGACGGCGAGGAGGCGGGGCUUACGUUUGACUCCGCCUUCCCCGACCUCAUAUCUGAGCUGAUCACAGAGGAGCCCGUCAGUCACCCGCCUGCCCCGGCUCCGCCCGUUUACCCCGUCCGCUACAUGGUUCCUCCUCAGCCCACACCGUCCACCUCGUUCCUGCCCUUCCCGCUCCUCACAAACUCCGGAGAAAACCCGGCGGAGACCCAGCGGCUCGCCAACAUCACAGACUUCUCGCCCGAGUGGUCCUACCCCGAGGGCGGAGUGAAGGUGUUGAUCACAGGCCCGUGGUCAGAGACGGACGGACGAUACUCGUGUGUGUUUGACCAGAGCAGAGUUCCUGCUUCUCUCAUCCAGCCGGGAGUCCUGCGCUGUUACUGUCCGGCUCAUGAGGCUGGACUCGUCGCUCUUCAUGUGUUGAAGGACUCCAGCGCCGUUUCUUCUUCUGUUUUGUUCGAGUACCGCGCUCGCAACGCCUCGUCUUUACCGAGCUCUCAGCUGGACUGGUUAUCACUGGAUGAUAACCAGUUCAGGAUGUCGAUUCUGGAGCGUCUGGAGCAGAUGGAGCGGCGGAUGGCAGAAAUGUCUAAUACCAGUCAUCAGAGUCAGCACAUGAAUCAUUAUCAUCAGCAGCUGAGGAACCAGAGCUCGGCUCCGCGCCUGACUCCUGAGAACCAGCUGUGGCUGUGGUUCGAGCGCAGGAUCGUGGCUGUGUGUGAGCGCAUGAUGUCCGGCGGCCGCUGGGAUCGCUCCGGAGAGACGGACAGACUCACACACUCCGUCAGACACCGAGGGAUGACGCUCCUGCACCUCGCCGCCGCUCAGGGAUACACACAGCUCAUACACACACUCAUACGCUGGAGGAGUAUCAGUGUGAAUAGUUUGGAUCUGGAACAGGAAGUGGAUCCUCUGAACGUCGAUCAUUUCUCCUGCACACCUCUGAUGUGGGCGUGUGCUCUGGGUCACCAGGCCGCCGCCGUCUUGUUGUACCGCUGGAGCAGCGCGGCUCUGGGAAUCCCGGACUCUCUGGGUCGUCUGCCUCUGGCCGUGGCACGUUCACGAGGACACACACGUCUAGCGCGCUGCCUGGAGGAGUUACACACACACACACUGGACACACCCUCUCCUCCGUACCGCCCACUGUCUCCACUGUCCAGCAGCCCCGACACCGGUAACACACACUUCAUCAAACACACUUUAUUUUUUCUGUGCUUUCGUUUUCAUUUUCUAAGUUCUAACGCCGAGAACGAGGACUACCUGUCCGACGAGGUCCUACAGGUUGACAUGGCAACGCUGGCCGAGCAGAUCAUCGAGGCCACGCCUGAGCGAAUCAAACUGGAGGAGUUUAACCGGGAGGCGGAGUCACCGCUGCGAGAGAGGCGGGACAAUCCUGCCAUUCACGACACCAUGCCGUGGCUCGCAACGUACCUGGACACCGUCGACAGGAGUCUGUGUCCCACCCCUCCCUCGCUCCUCAGUGAUUUGGCGCUGCAGAGGCUCCGCCCCCCAAGCAGCGCAGCAUGGGCGGAGUUUCUGAACGCCUCAGCCAAUGGAAGGAUGGAGAGAGACUUUGCCCUGCUGACACUGACAGACACAGAGCAGAGAGAGCUGUAUGAAGCUGCACGCGUCAUCCAGAACGCCUUCCGCAGAUACAAGGGGCGGAGGCUGAAGGAGCAGCAGGACAUGGCCUCAGCCGUAAUACAGCGCUGUUACCGUAAAUACAAACAGCUAACAUGGAUAGCACUGAAGUACGCUCUGUAUAAGAAGAUGACGCAGGCGGCCAUCCUGAUCCAGAGUAAGUUCCGUAGUUACUACGAGCAGAAGAAGUUCCAGCAGUCUCGGCGGGCGGCGGUCCUCAUCCAGCAGUACUACCGCAGCUACAAGGAGUACGAACGCGUCAAGCAGGGCCCGCGGGGCCCCGGGGCCCUCAACACCAAGCUCAAAGGAUCCUUCCUGACCAAGAAACAGGAUCAGGCCGCUCGGAAGAUCAUGCGCUUCCUGCGCCGCUGCAGACACAGGAUUAAGGAGCUGAAACAGAGUAAAGAGCUGGAGCAUAAAGGACUGACCACCUGACCCCACACACACACACACACACACACACACUCCUACAGCCGUGUUUACAGCCGUCAGCUCAUCACACACACACACACACACACACACACACACAGAGGAUUGUCUUUGGCUUGUUUUUUCCAGUCGUUGCUGCACUACCGUUGACGUUCAGCUUUCCUGAAUGUUUUUUUCUGUAUUAAUGGAUCUCUAUAUAAAUGUAAACAGCAUCUACUCUCAUAUAUAUAUAUAUAUCUCUCUAUACAGAAGGGUCAGAAACACUCGGCUGAUUGUGUCCACGUGAAGAUGUUUAUCGGUCUCUUGGAGAUGUGUUUUAGAAACGACCGGACGAACGCCGCGUCCGUAUCCAAAGUCUUAAACCGCGGUUGCCAUGGUAACACACCGCGGAAACGUGAAGUUGCUCGGGACGGCAAUUUAUGAUCAUGAAGUGUAAUCAAAACUAUAUCAGUCUGACAGAUAAAAGACGUUUCUCUCAGAAAA